Molecule: messenger RNA, 2310 nt
Organism: Miscanthus lutarioriparius
Lineage: Eukaryota; Viridiplantae; Streptophyta; Magnoliopsida; Poales; Poaceae
Source: the annotation of a GenBank genome assembly
AUGGCGGUGCGCCCGAGCCUCGCCUGCUUCCCCUCCGACCCCGUGCUCCACGAGGCCUGCGGCAUGCCGUGGGGCGUCGCCGUCACUCCGUUCUCUGCAACAGAUGAGCGCGGCUCCAAGCCGGCCACCGGCGCCGAGGGCCACAUCCUCCCCCGCUGCCAGUCCUGCUUCGCCUACUUCAGCUUGCUCUGCCAGCUCGACCGCUGGUCCUGGAACUGCGCCGUCUGCGGCGCGGAGAAUGACCUCCCCGCCGACGCCGCCGCGCGCUACGCCCGCGACGGUGGCCACGACCCGCCCGAGAUGCGCUCCGCGUUCGUCGACCUCCUCCUCCCGGGGGAGGAGGGCGAGGCGGCAGCGGCGGCGGCUCCAACGCCCGUGUACGUGGCGGCGGUCGACUUGUCCUCUUCAGAGGAGUUCUUGGAGCUAGUCAAAAGUGCUCUUCAAGCAGCUCUUGAAGCUCUUUCACCAGGAUCACUAUUUGGACUUUUGACAUUUAGCAGCAAAAUAGGAUUAUAUGAUGUCCAAGGUCCAAUACCUAUUGUGAAGAAUGUGUUUAUCCCUCCUGAUUCUGAUGGUGCCUUACAAGUCGACCUUGAAGAUAUCAUGCCCCUUUGCUCAUUUUUGGCUCCUAUUGAUAGUUGCAAAGAUCGCAUUACUGAAGCACUUGAAACAAUUAAACCAAUGUCUUCCUGGGAAGUAGCUGCAAAUGCGCACGAAGGACAGGAUCAUGUAUUGCAUCACAUACGUGGUUUUGGUGUAGCGUUGGAUGUUCUUAUCAACUAUCUAAGUUCAGAAUAUGGAAAUGCAUUCGAGCUUGCUAGGAUAUUUGCAUUUUUAUCUGGUCCACCCAAUUAUGGGGCUGGGCAGCUGGAUAUAAGUGAGGACCAAAAUGCUGGUAAAGCAAGAGGUGCUGAUCAUGUAUUGCUCCAGGAGCAGACAAGUUUCUACAAAAAUCUGGCUACUAGUGCUGUUCAAGCAGGUGUGUGCGUGGACCUUUUUGCCAUUACUAAUGAAUACACUGACCUUACUUCCCUGAAAGUUCUGAGUAUUGAGAGUGGUGGAUCACUGUUUCUGUAUUCAAGUACAGAUGAAUCAACACUUCCGCAAGAUAUAUACAAGAUGUUGAGUCGUCCCUAUGCUUUUGGAUGCGUAAUGCGAUUGAGAACAUCAUCACAGUUCAAGAUUGCUGAUUCUUAUGGCCAUUUCUUCCCAGAUCCUCAGUACAUGCAUGUUCAGCACAUAAAUUGUUGUGACUCUUUUGCUACAUACAGUUACGACUUUGAGUUUGAAAAGGAUUCACAAUUUUCCAGGAAGUCAAGCCCUCCUAUUAUUCAAAUUGCAUUUAAGUACACAGUGCUUGUGCACAAUGGUGAUACAUCAGAUUUUUCAAAUUCUGGGAGCAGAUCUAAAUACUUGUUGGAAAGGAGGCUAAGAGUGCGGACUAUCCAGUACAACACAACUGCUAAUAUCUGGGACCUUUACGACUUUGUUGAUCCAGAUGUUGUUUUGACAAUACUAGUACACCAGGUUAUUUUGGCUUCUUUAAGUGAUGAGCUGGAAACAAGGCUGUGGCUCCAAGAUUGGUUGGUGGUUGUCAUUGCUCAGUACAACAAAGCAUACAAGAAUGUCACAUCUGGAGGUGGUACUGAGACGUACAAUAUUGAUGUUAAUUUCUCGCACUGCUCACAACUGCAGCCUCUGUCACGGUUUGUGUUUGCUAUUCUAUUAAGCCCCCUGCUUCAAGUCAGCAGUGAAGGCAUUCAUCCAGAUUAUGUGACAUAUUUGCAAUGCCUCUUGAGUGCACUGGAGCCAGCUUCGCUUCGGCAGGCUAUUUGGCCUACGUUGAUUUCAUACUCCUCCCCUGAUGUAGAAGCAGAAGUACAUCAAUCACUAAGCCGGACCGUGUUCACCAGUGAGAGGCCAAUAUUUCUUCUUGAUGCAUACAAAGACCUUCUGGUGUAUUACUCACCUACAGCUAGUAGCCAAAUCCCUUUUCCUCCUCCACGUGACUGUCUGCUGAGAUCAACAGUCGAUAGACUAAAACAAGAAAGGAAUAUAACACCCAAACUGGUUUUCAUUCACGGAGCACAUGAUGACACUACAGAAUUCGAGAACUACCUUGUUGAGGAUCAGACCUUGGAUGGCUCCCUAUUAUCUAGCUCCACAGGUUUCAGCUCAUUCCUUGAUGAGCAGGUAGGAGGCAAUGCUGCUGAGGCAGCCUGCUAUUUUCUCCGGCAGGCGACCUUUGAUAAUGUUGACAGAUUUGUUGCUGUUGGCAUGAAACAAGGUUUCAAGAAGCCAAAGUUCUGA